AUGCAAGUAAUAAUCCGACCUCCAAGAAUUUGUUCUACUACACCUUUCAUACGGUGUGACCACGUUGAAGUAAAGAGGCCAGGCAAUGCCUUUUUAAGGCACGCAAAUACAGGCCUGUCUUGGGGGGCUGAUAACGGGCUGUGCCAGCUGCUUCUGAAAGCAGGUGUGAGGGGCCCCUCGCCCCGGCGGGAAGGAACUGCCCUCUCCGAGCUGACUGACCUCGGGACGCUAAAACAUGAGGAGUAUUUUAUUGAUCAGCUGAGGUCAGAUGGAGUUGUUCAUCUUCCUCGGCGUGUUACCAAUGAAAUUGCAAAUAAUACUCGAUAUGAAUUUUACACACAAGGAGGAGUCAUCUUUGCAACAAGUCGAAUCCUUGUGGUUGAUUUUCUCACUGACAGGAUUCCUGCAAAUCUCAUUACUGGCAUUUUGGUAUACAAAGCACAUAGAAUCAUCGAGUCCUGUCAGGAGGCAUUUAUCUUGCGCCUGUAUCGCCAGAAGAACAAGCAAGGCUUCAUCAAAGCUUUUACAGAUAAUGCAGUUGCAUUUAACACUGGCUUUUGCCAUGUNGAAAGAGUGAUGAGAAAUCUUUUUGUCAAGAAACUUUAUCUGUGGCCCAGAUUUCAUAUAGCAGUGAACUCAUUUUUAGAGAAGCAUAAACCUGAAGUAGUGGAAAUACAUGUGUCAAUGACCCCUGCUAUGCUUGCUAUCCAGACUUCAGUCCUGGACAUUUUGAACGCUUGUCUGAGAGAACUCAAACGUUGUAAUCCAGCUCUUGAAGUAGAAGAUCUUUCUUUAGAAAAUGCUAUUGGUAAACCUUUUGACAAGACAAUACGUCACUAUUUAGAUCCUCUCUGGCAUCAACUUGGAGCUAAGACAAAAUCUUUGGUCCAGGAUUUGAAGAUACUACGUACUUUGCUGCUGUAUUUAACUCAGUAUGAUUGUGUCACUUUCCUAAAUCUUCUGGAGUCACUGAAAGCAAGUGAAAAAGCUUUUGGUGAGAAUUCAGGUUGGCUGUUUCUUGACUCCAGUACUUCAAUGUUUGUAAAUGCUCGAGCUAGAGUUUAUCGCAUUGCAGAUGAGAAACUGAAUCAGAAGGGCAAAGUCUCUGAAAAAAGUGAUGUAAAGAAGGAAAAUGAACUGAAAAGGGAAUUAGUUCUAGAAAGUAACCCAAAAUGGGAGGCUUUGAGAGAAGUGCUGAAAGAGAUUGAAAAUGAGAAUAAGAGCAGUGAAGACCUUGGUGGUCCAGGGCAAGUGCUUAUUUGUGCCAGCGAUGACCGAGUUUGUGCACAGCUCAGGGAGUACAUUAUUGCUGGAGCAGAAGCUUUUUUAACAAGACUGUAUAACAAGACCUUUGGAAAAGAUGAGAAAGCUACAGAAGUGUGGAUUAAGGACAGAAAAGCUGUCAAGUCCAAAGGAAAUGCCAGACCAGACACAGGCCCUCAAGCCAAAAAACCCAAACUCAUGGCUUCUUCAAAACAAAAUAAACACAAGAAGCAGCAAGACCGGACUAUAACCCAAAUGAUGGGGAAAACUGAGGAGGAAAAGAGAGAGGAGUUAGAGGUGGAAGAUAACAAAGAAUUAAGUAGUAGCCAAGAAGGCAGUAUUGAAGAGAUCGUUGCUGAAGAUUUCCACGUGAACUUACCCUCCGAUUGUUACUAUGGUAUUUUCAAGAACCCGCUCACCAUUAUUCAUCCACUGCAAGGGUGCAAUGAUCCCUAUGCACUCACUCGGGUGCUGCAUGAACUGGAACCAAGAUACGUUGUCUUAUAUGAUGCAGAACUAACUUUUGUCCGGCAGCUGGAAAUCUACAAGGCAAGCAGGCCUGGGAAGCCUUUGAGAGUCUAUUUCCUCAUAUACGGGGGCUCCACAGAAGAGCAGCGCUACCUCACAGCUCUGAGAAAAGAGAAGGAGGCCUUUGAAAAACUCAUUCGAGAGAAGGCUGGCAUGGUUGUUCCUGAAGAAAGAGAAGGAAGAGAUGACACAAACUUAGAACUAGUAAGAGGUGCUAAAUCUGCCUCUGCUUCUACUGACACACGCAAAGCAGGUGGACAGGAAGAGAAGACUGUUCAGCAAACUGUAAUAGUGGAUAUGCGGGAGUUUCGUAGUGAGCUUCCAUCACUGAUUCAUCGUCGUGGUAUUGACAUUGAGCCUGUUACUUUGGAAGUUGGAGAUUAUAUUUUAACUCCUGAGAUCUGUGUAGAGCGGAAAAGUAUCAGUGACCUGAUAGGUUCCUUAAACAAUGGAAGACUGUACUCACAAUGCGUUUCUAUGUCCCGAUACUAUAAGCGACCAAUUCUCCUGAUUGAAUUUGAUCCUAACAAACCUUUCUCCUUGAUUCCACGAGGCUCUCUACAUCAGGAAAUUUCCAGUAGUGAUAUUACUUCUAAACUAACCCUUCUUACUCUGCAUUUCCCAAAGUUACGUAUCCUGUGGUGUCCUUCUCCCCAUGCUACUGCUGAACUGUUUGAAGAGUUAAAACAAAACUAUCCCCAGCCUGACGCAGAAACAGCAAUGGCUGUCACAGCAGAUUCUGAAAUUCUUCCUGAGUCAGACAAGUACAACCCUGGUCCUCAGGACUUUCUACUAAAAAUGCCAGGUAUCAAUGCCAAAAACUGCCGUGCCUUAAUGAACCACGUUAAAAGCAUAGCAGAGCUAGUGACACUGUCAAAGGAUGAACUCUCCAAAAUUUUGGGUAAUGCUGCCAAUGCCACACAACUCUUUGACUUUAUUCACUUGACCUAUGGAGAGGCAAUAUCGCAAGGAAAAAGCAAAAGAUGA
Molecule: messenger RNA, 2778 nt
Organism: Chaetura pelagica (chimney swift)
Lineage: Eukaryota; Metazoa; Chordata; Aves; Apodiformes; Apodidae
Gene: ERCC4
Product: excision repair cross-complementation group 4
Exons: 12
Coding region: 1-2778 (925 amino acids)
Biological process (GO): double-strand break repair via homologous recombination; resolution of meiotic recombination intermediates; nucleotide-excision repair involved in interstrand cross-link repair
Cellular component (GO): nucleotide-excision repair factor 1 complex
Molecular function (GO): single-stranded DNA endonuclease activity; single-stranded DNA binding; damaged DNA binding
Source: RefSeq, a predicted model, not a curated record